GACCGACUCUUCCUCUUUCCCUCCUCUCUCUCUCUCUCUCUCUCUCUCUCUGAGAAUUCAACACGCAUCUUCUUCUUCUUCUUCUCCUCACUUGCCUCGCCGUCGCGUUCGGCCCCAGCACACGCUUCGCCAACGAACACUUAUCAGACCCAAAUCGAUCUUCUUCCCAGAUUUCACUCCUUGGCUCCUUUCUCUCUAUCUCUUAUCGCAUUUCGCUUCGACCCAUCACCGGAAAGAGCUGGAAAAAUCGAUACUUUAAGCUGAGCGUUGGUCUGUAAUGGCGGUCGCGACGGCGACGACGACGACGGCUGCGGCGCCGGGGGCGGCGGCGAGGAGGGCGCUGAGCUACCACUUCGUGCCCAAAAGGGUCUGCUUCUCCUUCGCGGCCUACGCGAAGAGCCUCAUCGACCACCUCGUGUCGCGCAACAUCCCCGUCCUGGAAGGGCUCACGGAGGCGGAAUUCGCCUCCCUGGAGUCCGCCUUCUCCUUCGCUUUCCCGCCCGACCUCCGGUCGAUCCUCCGGGAGGGCCUCCCCGUCGGCCCCGGGUUCGUCAACUGGCGGUCGUCCUCCCCGCAGCAGCUCCAGAUUCUGGCGAGCCUCCCGGGCCGGAGCCUGAUCAAGGAGGUGUCGCAGGGCGGCGGCUUCUGGUGCGACGCGUGGGGCGAGAGGCCGAGCGAUCGCGACGGACCGGUCGAGUUGGCUAAGAGGUUGCUGGAGGAAGCGCCGGUUCUGGUGCCGAUUUACCGGUGCUGCUACAUCCCGGCGUCGCCGAACGCCGCCGGCAAUCCGGUGUUCUACAUUGACGGCGGGGACGUCCGCGUGCUGAGCUUCGACCUCGCCGGAUUCUUCCAGGAGUUCGAGUGGCUGCGAAUCGGCGUCUUCCGGCCGGCCCGGACGGUGCCGCCGAGGGUCGGCACGCCGGCGUGGGCCGCGACGGCGCCACGGAGGAUCGAGUUCUGGAGCGACGUGGCGGAGAGAGGCGGGAGGAGGGGGCCGCCGCCGGCGGCGGCGCGAGGGAGCGCGGGCGGGUGGUGGUGCGGCGGCGGCGGCGGCGGCGGCGGAGGAGGUGGAGGCAAGCUCGGGGCAUGCAUGGAGGAGAUGUUCUGGAGGCUGAGGGACGGUGGGUGGACGGAGGAGGAAGUGAGGGAGAUGAUGUGGAUGGACGGCUGCGAUGGGAGGGCCAAGGUGCGGGGUGACGUGGCGGGAUCCCAGGGAGGCGUUGCACGGCACGUGCGAGCGUGGUCUCUGCAGCUAUUGCGUGCGGGAUGGAGCAGGGACGACGUGGCGGACUCGCUUGGGAUCAACGUCGACGAAGACAGCGAGGUUGGUCUCUGCGUUCCUGAUGAUCGGGGCUAAAUGGUUUGGGAGCACCCGAAACGACGUCGCGAGACGGAGAGCAUUUACAUUGAGUGAAUGGAUGAGGUGAUAAAUCCCUGAAGAUCAUGUGCGCUCCUCACUUUGCGAAUUUUGUGUUCUUUAUACUCAUACAUACAAUUAGACAGAUUUAGGUAGAGAUUAUCGUGUAAAUCUUCUGUUUAUUUGUAAAUACAAAACGCGUGGGGGAGAUUAUCAUGUGGAUGACCAUGAGCAAAUACAUAUUGCUUGUUGCAUAAUUAAGGCGGGAAAGAUUUCGAUA
Molecule: messenger RNA, 1637 nt
Organism: Syzygium oleosum
Lineage: Eukaryota; Viridiplantae; Streptophyta; Magnoliopsida; Myrtales; Myrtaceae
Exons: 1
Coding region: 278-1357 (359 amino acids)
Source: RefSeq, a predicted model, not a curated record